Messenger RNA from Paramecium sonneborni, 952 nucleotides. The record is from the annotation of a GenBank genome assembly. NCBI's taxonomy places the organism in Eukaryota, Ciliophora, Oligohymenophorea, Peniculida, Parameciidae.
AUGAAUUUUUAAAUUUUGGGCAAGAUAAAUCAAAAGAUGACAUGGAUUGUAGGCAUAACAAUAACUACAAUUGUAGGGAGUUUGUUAUUUUGGAAAAGGCAACCAAAAUUGAAUUAAGAAAGUGAUGUAUCUGAGAACUCACAGGAAUUCAAAGAGGCUGCUAAAAAAGGCAGAACUUUAGUAGGGCUAAGUUAACCAGAUCAAUUAUUGCUAUAUAGUUUAUAUAAAUAAGCAACUGUGGGUGAUUGCAAUAUUCCAGAGCCCAUGCGUUUAUAUCUAUAAGAUCAUGCUAAAUGGACAGCAUGGUCUAAGUGUAAGGGAAUAAAUAAAGCAGAUGCAGAGAAAUUAUAUAUUAAAUAAAUAGAAGAAUAUAUAGAAAAUGGAGUUGAAUGCAAUAAUGGUAGUGUUUAGAAUUCAUAAUUUGGAAUGAAAGUUAGUACAAUGAAGAAUGCAGAACAUGAUACUAAUGAAGCAUUCAUAGAGAAGAUUAAUAAAACAGGAUAAAAAAUUGAAUAAGUUUUUGAACUGAAUGAGAAAGAAUAAUAAAUAUUUUAAGAGAUUUUAGAUUCACUUCAUAACACUGAUAGAUUGAGUGAAUUACUGAAGGUUCACAAUGAAGUGAAAUAUUUGUAAUGUGAAAAUGAACAAUAAAUAAAAUUGAUUCAUGUUGUUGUAGAUGAUGAUAAUAUUGAAGCAUUAAAAUUAUUGAUUCCUUAUUAUAAAUAGAAUAAUUUGAUAAAUAUUUAAGAAAGUGUAUCUGGAAUGACGGCAUUACAUUAUGGUUGUCUUUCAGGAAAUAAAGAAAUUGUAGAAUUGUUAUUAAAAAAUGGAGCUGAUCCAAAAAUAAGAGACUUUUCUGGAAUGGAUUGUUUUGAAACAAUAGAUGGUGAAAAUAAAGAAUGGUUAGAUUAAUUGUGAUUAUUAAUUGUGAUUAUAAUAAGUAAUAAAAUAG